AUGAUGGCACAAGAUACAACAGGAGCUAGGCGCUACUGCAAGCGUGUUCAUUUGCAGGCUGCUAUGGGACAAGAGGAGUCUCAAGAUAUAUAUUAUCUACAUAAGAUCGUUAAAUUGGUUGAGGAAAAGAUGAAGUUGUUGAUUGAUGUCUUACCUAAGAAACCAGUUGAAGAAAGAAAAAGGUUCAAAAGUACUCCAACAGUAGAGAAGAACAAAAAGGUGGAGAUUGUGAGGAACAAGAUAACCCAGGAGUUGGAAGAGUUCAUUACGAAUGAGCUGAAGGGGACAGAAGCGAAGGUGGUGAUCCAGAAAACAUUGUACAAAAGUGAUCUGGAGGAAAACUAG
This is a messenger RNA of Lactuca virosa, 345 nucleotides long. Lineage: Eukaryota; Viridiplantae; Streptophyta; Magnoliopsida; Asterales; Asteraceae. The record is from the annotation of a GenBank genome assembly.